Phragmites australis (common reed) is the source of this 1197-nucleotide messenger RNA. RefSeq lists its product as uncharacterized. The record is from RefSeq and is a predicted model, not a curated record. The coding region runs from base 83 to 865 and encodes 260 amino acids. The transcript has a single exon. Gene Ontology annotation, molecular function: protein binding. Lineage: Eukaryota; Viridiplantae; Streptophyta; Magnoliopsida; Poales; Poaceae.
CCUCGCUUUUCUUCCUUGUACUGCUCCUCCAAAAUCCCACCCUCCGCGGCGGGUCGCGGCAUCCGCGGCAACGGUCGCGUCGAUGCUCUGCGAUGACGACCUCCUCCGCGAGAUCCUCCUCCACCUCGACUUCCUCACCUGCCUCGUCCGCGCCGCCGCCGUCUGCAAGCGCUGGCUACGCGCCGCCGCCGAUCCCGCCUUCCUCCGCCGCUUCCGCGACCUCCACCCGCCCUUCCUCCUCGGCUCCUACGUCGUCACCACCGGCCACCCGCGCGUGCGCUUCGUGCCGAUGUCACAGCCCCCCGAGCUCACCGCCGUCAUCCGCCUUGGCAGCUUCGACCUGCCCGACGACGCCAUAGCUUUGUCGAACUGCCGCAACGGCGGCCUCAUCGUCCUCGUCAGGGGCAGAUACCCCGCGUACAGCCCACUGCAUCCUGCACGAGGCACCGUCGCCCUCCCACGGAUCUACAUGUUAUGCCCUCCCACAGUCUACCGCCCACUGCUCCCUGAGGACGCUGGCGACCGCACUGCAGGGACCUUGGUGCUCAAUGAUCAGAGAGUCUGUGUUCACUUAUCCGACUUACAAGCUGGAGCCUGGGGCAAAGAGCUCACCUCAGAUCUUAAGGAGCUACCGAAGCAGUGGAGGUACUGCGCGUUUGAUUUGCUCGCCUAUGGUAAGCUCUACAUGAUCCGAAUGGUAGGGCACAUUAUUGGGUUAGAUUUACCAUCCAGGAGCUUGUUCUAUAUCAACCUUCCAGAAGGAGUGGAGUAUGAGUCUGAUGUGAACUUUGAGCUGUCAUGCGCUGAGGGCUCUGGAUUUUUAUCUCAUUCAUGUGAAAGGGGUUUAAAUUUUUUUGUCUGGUAGUCACCUUGCAGAUUCUAUGUAAAGAUGUAUAAAUGGGCUGUGUCUACUGAGCCGAUCCGAGGCACGGUAUUGUAGGCACGGCACAACCCGAUCACCGACGGGUCGGGCCGGCACGACACGAGGUCACGGGCCGUGCCUGGGCCGAGCGUGCGGCACGACGGGCCGGCACGGCACGUAUUUUCUAUUUUUUAUAUAUAUUUUUAAUUUUUUAGUUAUUUUUAAAUAUUUUUUAUCUAUUUUUUAUAUUUUUAUCUAUUUUCUAUAUAUUUUUCAUAUAUUUUUUUCAUUUUUUUAUCUAUUUCGGCCCGUCGGGCCGAUAAGGCCGAAAUCGU